Molecule: messenger RNA, 1101 nt
Organism: Danio rerio (zebrafish)
Lineage: Eukaryota; Metazoa; Chordata; Actinopteri; Cypriniformes; Danionidae
Source: RefSeq, a predicted model, not a curated record
AUGAUUCAACUGGCGUCUGCUGCAGUGUCCUUCUUCUUUUUCUUUGCUACUGUACACCCCUUUUCUGGCCGCGAGGUUCCCAUCUCGAAUGGUUCUGGCUUUAUAAUAAGUAGUGAUGACCUGAUAGUGACAAAUGGCCAUGUGGUCGCCAACAAGCGUGGUGUUUGUGUCAAACUGACCAAUGUUGAGACUUACAACACCACAGUUCAGGAUGUGGACCAGGCUGCAGACAUCGCCACCAUCAAAAUCAAUGUUAAGAAUCCUCUACCAACAAUGCGUCUUGGCAAGUCAUCUGAUGUGCGUCAAGGUGAAUUUGUGGUUGCCAUGGGGAGCCCCUUUUCUAUUAAAAACACCAUCACAUCUGGAAUCGUCAGCUCUGCUCAAAGAGGCAGUAAAGAACUGGGUCUCUCCAACUCCAACAUGGACUACAUCCAGACGGACGCUACCAUAGAUGAUGGUGAGGUCAUCGGCAUUAAUACCAUGAAAGUGACAGCAGGGAUUUCCUUCGCUAUUCCCUCAGACAGAGUCCGUCUCUUCCUUGACCGAUCUGCAGACAAACAGAAGUCUUGGUUUGGAGAAUCGGGAUGGAAAAGGCGUUACAUUGGAGUGAUGAUGUUGACUUUGACCCCCAGGUGCCAAACACUUUUAUUACAAUUUUACAGGAGAGCAAAAUUCAUACAUUAUGGAAUCUGCAGACUUUUGUUAUAUACCACUAGAUUUGGCUCUUAGAAAUUCAAGUGCUGGAAUACCUGGAAAAUUGGCUUGUUCUGUUGAAAAGUGCUUAAUUUAUCAAGGAGAAUUUGUUUGCAAUUUUCACGCCCGAAAAAUAAAAAUGUUUGUGAAUUUUUGUGACAAUUUAAUGCAAAAAUACCCGCACAAUCUACCGUGAUUCCGACGCAGUGAUUUAAAUGAUAUGAGAAGUGGCCAAUCACAGUCAACCUUGUCUAGAUUUACAUUGAACGUAAGGGCAGGACAAAGGCCUUUCUGUGUUGCAGUGACAGAAAAAAACUACUUAAAAACAAAUGUUUUAAUGGAAAAAUGCUUUUGGGAUGUUUUCACUAUAUGUUAUUAGCAAGAGUAAUUAAACCACGGACAUACUUC